Cheilinus undulatus (humphead wrasse) is the source of this 2112-nucleotide messenger RNA. It is a transcript of the gene tpst1l, whose product is annotated as tyrosylprotein sulfotransferase 1, like. The coding region runs from base 498 to 1556 and encodes 352 amino acids. The transcript has 6 exons. The record is from RefSeq and is a predicted model, not a curated record. Gene Ontology annotation, cellular component: Golgi apparatus. Gene Ontology annotation, molecular function: protein-tyrosine sulfotransferase activity. NCBI's taxonomy places the organism in Eukaryota, Metazoa, Chordata, Actinopteri, Labriformes, Labridae. Gene Ontology annotation, biological process: peptidyl-tyrosine sulfation.
UCUUUUUUUUUUCUCCUAGCGGUAGAUACAGCCCGACUUCUCACGGUUCAAAGUUACACCAGGAACCAGCAGUAAAACGUUUUAUUAUGUUUUUUUUCAUAUACUAAAUGGCGUAGACGGCACCACAGUGUCUUCCGCCGAUAAAUGAGAGAAAAAACCGAUGUGGUUGUCGAUAGAAGAGCUGCUGUCUUCAGCUUUUCUGGACCAAGGUUGAUGUGUUUUUUUUUCUCAGGAUUUCGGCAGUUUCAUAGACGCUGUGCCAACGAUGAAUAAGAGACGUGGCCGGCUGUGGAGCACAGCAGGCCUGGACCCUGCCCUACGACACCAAGGCUGAGGAGCUGCAGAGGAACGAAGGGCCCUCUUUACCCACCUUAGCUGUCAUCUUUGUGUUUUGAUCCAGUUCUCAAGCUGAUCUUUGCUAAUAUUUAAGAAGAACCCUUCUUCCCUCCUGUUUCCAUCCACCAGCAUUCUUAUUUGAUUAACUUUAUGAAGCAGCCAUGAGGAGCAGCAGAUCCAGUCUCCUCUUGGGCUGCGUGCUCCUCUGCUCCGCCUCCCUACUUUACCUGGGCAUGAGUGGGAUCGAGUGCCCUCCAAAAAGCCAUCGCCAUAGGUGGAUGGAGCUCAAUCUUGGUUUGGCCAAUCAGAGCUUAUCCCUGACUGAACACUUCCCUGAAGACACGCCCCUGAUCUUUAUCGGAGGCUUCCCAAGGAGCGGCACUACACUGAUGCGCGUGAUGUUAGAUGCUCACAGUCACGUGCGCUGUGGAGAAGAGACUCGAGUGAUUCCCCGCCUCCUGGCCAUGCGGGCUACCUGGAGCAGAUCGGUGAAAGAAAGGAUACGACUGGACGAGGCCGGGGUCACAGACCAGGUGUUGGAUUCAGCUGUAAGAGCGUUCCUGUUAGAGGUGAUAGUGGGCCAUGGGGAGCCGGCUCCUCGCCUCUGCAACAAGGACCCAUUUGCUUUAAAGUCCCUCUCCUAUCUGUCCCGCAUCUUCCCUAAAGCUAAAUUUGUGCUCAUGCUGCGAGACGGGCGAGCAACCGUUCACUCCAUGAUAUCGCGCAAGGUGACCAUCUCUGGCUUUGACCUGACCAGCUACAGGGACUGUCUGACCAAGUGGAGCAGCGCAGUGGAGACCAUGUACAGUCAGUGCCAGGCAGCUGGUGAGGCUCGAUGUCUUCCCAUCCGCUACGAGCAGCUCGUCCUCCAUGCAGAGGAGGAAAUGAGGAAGCUGCUUCACUUCCUGGAUCUGCAGUGGGACUCGUCAGUGCUGCACCACGAAGAGCUGAUUGGAAAGGCUGGUGGUGUGUCUCUGUCCAAGGUUGAGCGCUCCACUGACCAGGUGAUGAAGCCAGUGAACACUGAAGCACUCUCUAAGUGGGUCGGGAACAUUCCCUCUGAUGUGCUAAGUGACAUGGCUGAAAUUGCUCCCAUGCUGGCUCGCCUGGGCUACGACCCCCACGCCAACCCCCCAGACUACACAAGGCAAGAGUCGGUGCUGCCUCCAUACAACUACUCACAGAGUCUGAAGGAUACAGAGACCCCUCGCUCCAGUUAAGUCAAGAGAACAAACUCUAAAGUCAGAUUUGCAAAUGGGUGCACCUUAUGAACAUUGACGUCCAGAUCAGCAGUAAUUUCACCUCACAGGAAUGUUUUUAAAUUAUUCCAUGUGUAUUUUUGAAUUGUUGUUAAGACUUGUGCUGGACUGAGUAACGUGGGCUAACCAGGUGUUUUUUUUUUUUUGUUUGUUUGUUUGUUUAAAUCUCAGAUUUUAAAUUACUCAAGGACUUUCAGACUUCAUGGUGAAAUAACAGUAUUGAACCUCAUUUUGACGUGUCUGUUCACAUCAUACCUGAAAGUAUUUCAACAUAUUUGUACAUUGUUAUGAUUCACCACAAAUGUGAAUGUGUCGUAAGACAAAUCUGUCACUUGCUGAGAGCUCAGUCGGUGUUCAUGAAAAGAAUGAUUGUAUAUUUUUGGAGACGUAUGUUUAUUUUCUUAAUAAAUUAUUUUGCUGUUGAUCAUUCAUUCAGGAAUCUAAAGCUGUUUCUUCUAAACCGUGGAUUUUUAAUUGUUGUACAAUGUUGAACAUGAAUAAAAGAGUCUACAUGUCA